CUUUGCUUUUCUCCUUCUAAAGACUCAAUAUCUUACUUGUGUGUUAGUUCACAAACGUUCUUGAUACAAUUAUACUACUUGGGCAUUAGCAGAUAAUUUUAUUACAUCAUGAAUCAAGAUAUGGCCUUAGAACAGCUUGACACUACCUUUAACAAACACGAUACUCCAUUAGGGAAAUGGAAGUCAAUGAACGAUGAAGUUGAAGAGAAUAUUUCUGGUGGCUUCGACUGUAACAUAUGCCUGGAUUGUGUGCACGAACCUGUGAUAACUUUAUGCGGUCAUCUUUACUGCUGGCCUUGCAUUUACAAAUGGAUUUAUUUCCAGAGUGUUUCUUCAGAAAAUUCGGAUCAGCAACAACCGCAAUGCCCUGUUUGCAAGGCUGAAGUCUCAGAAAAAACCUUGAUUCCACUCUAUGGACGCGGUGGUCAAUCUACAAAACCAUCCGAAGGAAAGGCUCCGAAUCUUGGCAUAGUGAUCCCACAAAGGCCCCCUAGUCCAAGGUGUGGUGGUCACUUCUUGUUACCAACUACUGAUUCAAAUCCAUCCCAGCUACUUCAACGACGAGGUUAUCAACAGCAGUCUCAAACACGUCAACCGGCUUAUCAGGGUAGCUACAUGUCUUCGCCCAUGCUCAGCCCUGGUGGUGCGACUGCGAAUAUGUUACAACACUCCAUGAUUGGAGAAGUAGCCUAUGCAAGAAUUUUUGGCAACUCAUCAACAACUAUGUAUACAUAUCCAAACUCUUAUAAUCUAGCAAUCAGCAGUAGCCCAAGAAUGAGAAGGCAAUUAUCACAGGCUGAUAGAUCACUUGGCAGAAUAUGUUUUUUCCUAUUUUGUUGCUUUGUCACAUGUCUAAUCUUGUUUUGAACACUUUUUUCCUCCUGUCUUUUGCUUGUACUUUGUACAAAAAGAUUUGGUGUUGUAGUCUCAGUAAAAAAAAAAGGGCAGCCUGGUGCAUCUAAACUCCUGCUAUCUAUGUGCAGGGUUUCGGAAAGGGCUGGACAACAACGGUACGUUAUAGUCCCUUAUAGUAGAUAAGAAAAUGUACAACAGCCUCGGCUAAAUGUGUAACAAAUCAUAGAAGCUUUUGCCUCUUUGAUUGUUGCUAAACACUCUUGGAAUUAGAGUGCUUUCAUUGAACCCUUUUUUGAUAUUAUAAUCUAAGAAAUGAGGUUUGAAGUUCUAUCCAUUAUGGUGCAUAGAGACUCAUACUAUGUUAUGUAACAAUCAAUUUGAUAUGGUCGCACCGUUUCAUUUUUUUCUCUUUCAUUUGGCCUUUGCUUAUAUCUAAUUAUCCCUUUUUAUCUUUUUUUU
Messenger RNA from Capsicum annuum, 1314 nucleotides. Its product is annotated as E3 ubiquitin-protein ligase RMA1H1. Gene Ontology annotation, biological process: ubiquitin-dependent protein catabolic process. Gene Ontology annotation, cellular component: endoplasmic reticulum. The record is from RefSeq and is marked provisional. Gene Ontology annotation, molecular function: ubiquitin protein ligase activity; ubiquitin-like protein conjugating enzyme binding; metal ion binding. Lineage: Eukaryota; Viridiplantae; Streptophyta; Magnoliopsida; Solanales; Solanaceae.